GAGGAGCAAAGGGCAGGGGCAGGAACUUGCCGGCAGGGCCUGGGCUCAAUGGGCCGUGGCAGCACAAGCAGCAGAGAGGGGAGGGUGGGGCAGCGCCUGUGGAGCUGACCCUGGCACUCCAACCUUUGGCUGCAUGGACCUCAGCCCUUCCCAUCCGCCCCCUGCUUUCUGCCAACCUGACACAAACACUUCCCUUCUGUGGAUCUUCAGGCCCAUAAAUACCAGCCUGUCUGCCGGUUAGACACCAGCCAGGGUGCCCGGGAAGCCCAGCUCCACAUCAGCAGUUUAGGAAAAAGAAAUUUCUUCUCUCCAAAGGAGCAGGAAAAUUGUCUCCUCAGAGAAAGGGCCACUGGGGUGCAGGUGGGACAGAGCUGAGACACCCCCAGCCGGCCACACCUCCUGGUGCCGCCCCACGCCAGCAUGUGCUCACUGCCCGUGCCCCGGGAACCCCUGCGCCGCGUGGCGGUGGCCGGGGGCACACAUGGCAACGAGAUGUCGGGCAUCUACCUGGUGCGGCACUGGCUACUGACCCCGGCAGAGCUGCAGAGACCCAGCUUCUCCGCAGUGCCAGUGCUGGCCAACCCCGCAGCCACCGCCGCCUGCCGCCGCUACGUGGACCGUGACCUCAACCGCACCUUCGCCAGCACCUUCCUCAAUUCCAGGCCUACCCCGGACGACCCAUACGAGGUGACGAGAGCCCGAGAGCUGAACCAGCUGCUGGGGCCCAAGGCCUCGGGCCAGGCUUUUGACUUUGUCCUUGACCUGCACAACACCACGGCCAACAUGGGCACCUGCUUAAUCGCAGACUCCUCCCACGACGUCUUUGCCUUGCACCUGUGCCGCCAUCUGCAGCUGCAGUACCCCGAGCUGUCCUGCCAGGUCUUGCUGUACCAGCGGUCCGGGGAGGAGAGCCACAAUCUGAACUCCGUGGCCAAAAACGGAUUGGGUCUGGAGCUGGGCCCCCAGCCACAGGGUGUGCUGCGGGCUGACAUCUUCUCGAGGAUGAGCGCCCUGGUGGCCACAGUUCUGGACUUCAUCGAACUCUUCAACCAGGGCACAACCUUUCCGGCCUUUGAGAUGGAAGCCUAUAGACCCGUGGGCGUCAUGGACUUCCCCCGCACUGAGGCUGGGAACCUGGCAGGCACCGUGCAUCCUCAGCUGCAGGACCAAGACUUCCAGCCGCUGCAGCCUGGUGAUCCCAUCUUCCAAAUGUUCAGUGGGGAGGACCUGCUCUAUGAAGGAGAGUCCGCGGUGUACCCCGUGUUCAUUAACGAGGCUGCCUACUAUGAGAAGGGUGUCGCCUUUGUCCAGACUGAAAAGUUGACAUUCUCCGUGCCUGCCAUGCCCGCGCUGACCCCUGCCCCUAGCCCAGCUUCCUAACCCAAGCCACACCUCCCCAACCUGAGCCUUCCCAUCUGAACAAUGGGUCCUGAGGCACAGCUCCGAGCACAGAGGCCCCUUUUGUCACCUACCAUGCACCACGUUCCUUGCCAGGUCCCCCAACCCUUGGCCUCAGUUUCCUAUUCUAUAAAAUGGAAAAUGUCCA
Molecule: messenger RNA, 1546 nt
Organism: Cebus imitator (Panamanian white-faced capuchin)
Lineage: Eukaryota; Metazoa; Chordata; Mammalia; Primates; Cebidae
Gene: ACY3
Product: aminoacylase 3
Exons: 8
Coding region: 421-1380 (319 amino acids)
Molecular function (GO): aminoacylase activity; hydrolase activity, acting on ester bonds
Source: RefSeq, a predicted model, not a curated record